AACUUAUGGUAAUGACUAACACAGCAACGACAAAGGACCAACAGAUCCCCAGAGAAUGUGGCUGUGGGUGACAACUCACAGUGGCCUGCGCAUCCACCAGGGUAAAGCCAAAUGUGGAGGAAACAACCAGAUGCAAUCUUGCACUGCAAAAGCAGGUCAGACAAGGAGGAAUCUCAUCCAGGUUGAGCACCACAGUGUUAAUGAUUCCACCAUUGCAUCUGGCAAGGGAACGGAGCAGCCUUUACAGCAAGACAUGCAACAUGAUCUGCACCACCCUCAGCAACAUUCCAGCGAAACAACCUCAAGCGUACCCACAAGCGAGGCACCAGAGAAACCAGUCCGUAAAGCCAGUGCAAGCCCAGACCCAAUGACAAGGAAACAUGGAGGAGUUAUGAGGUAAGCCUUCUCACUAUCCUGCGGAGCUCUCUAAUGGGCAGCAUUGUCUACAAGGAAGUAACCCUGAGGUUUGGAACAAAGCCCAAGAGAAGGACCAGCCCAAAACAGAGCGGGAGACGGGAGCGGGAAAUAGCCCAGUUGGUUAAAGAGCAAUGCCUCCUGCAGAAGGGGCAGGAGAAGGAGGGACUGAAGAGCCUAUGGGAGCAGAUCAAGUCAAGACUCGCUCACCUCAGAUGAGCUGAAAGAAUUCGUAAGCGCAGGGGCCGGAAAGAGACGGCCAAGGCAAGCUUUCUCAAGGACCCUUUCAAAUAUGCCCACAGCCUUCUGUAAACCAGCAAAGUCCUGCAGUCUCUCUAUUUGCAAGGGGGUUAGGAAUGACAACAUUACUUUUCUGGUUGAUGGUGAGAAGAUCCCACUCCUGGCAGAACAUCCUGUCAGAAGUCUUGGAACGCUCUAUACAGGUGAUCUAUCUGAUAAGCAGCUCAUGGAUGGCCUGAACAAGAUUGACUAGAGCUACCUACCAGGGAAGUUCAAGGUCUGGUAUUAUCAGCACACCCUCUACCAACGGGUGAUGUGGCCAUUAAAGCUGAGUUACAUCACAGCUUCCACAGCACUGCGGAUGGACGCAAAAGCCAACAACUUCAUCCGCAAAUGGCUUGGCCUCCCUCGGUGCCUUUCCAACGUGGCACUGUUUGGCAGAAACACACUCACGCUACCACUGAAAUCCAUUAGCCUGGGCUAUAAACAAGAGAAGGUGAGACUUGUGUUCCAACUGAGAGACUCACCAGAUCCGAUUGUCCGAAACACUAAAACCCAGGUCCGAACAGGACGUCGCCUGAAGCACCAAGAAGCUUUGCAGGUGUCACAACAAGGGAGGAUCGGUAUCGGCUGGGGACAAACACGCAGGAUGUAGUCUAAGGCUAAUGCGAAGGAGAGGAUCAAAGCAGUUGGCCAGUACUGCCAAGGGAGGUGGACAACCUGGGAGGCAGUGGUAAACAGGACAAUUACCUGGACUGACAUGUGGAGGAUACCUCAAGCCAGACUCAGCCUUUUGAUCAUGGCAACAUAUGAUAUCCUUCCAAGCCCCCAGAACAUUAACAUCUGGUAUGGCACAGAGGAGAGUUACCAACUCUACUGCUCGCAGAACCCAUGCCUGCAACACAUCCUCUCUGGUUAUAAGGCAGCAUUAACACAGGGCUGGCUGAAAUUCUGGAGGCACGUAGACUUGAAGCGAACAGGACCAGUCCAGUGCCAUCUCAGAAAUUGAUUCACUUUGUAAGACAAGGAGACCAGGACCUGUCCUACACUCAUAGGGCAUGGUCUCUCUUGACACCUGGAGCUGAGUGGAACUUAGCAGCUGACCUUAACCAGCUGCUCAGGUUCCCUCAGGAGAUCACCCCAACCUCUAUGCGAUCUGAUAUAGUGCUCUGGUCCUCCAUCACCAAGGCUGUCAUCAUGGUCAAGCUGACCAUUCCGUGGGAGGAAGGAAUGGAGGCUGCCUUUGAGAGGAAGAAGAACAAGUAUGCAGAGCUGGCAGCUGCAUGCUCACAGGCCGGGUGAAGGGCAUUCUCACUGGAGGUUGGUUACAGAGGCAAUGUAGGAACAUCAGCUCAGCAUGUCUUCAAGUCCCUGGGCAUCAAAGGUACCAAUCUAAAGAGAGCCAUCAGAGGUAUUGCUGAGGAGGCAGAGCAGGGGAGCUUCUGGCUCUGGCUCCACAGAAAGGACAAGCAAUGGGGGAAACAGGGAUCUUAGGGCCAGCUGCAGGGGGCGGUAGGGAGACGUCCCUAUCGCUGCUCCACCACAAAGAGAAGUUCCGGGAUUAAAGGAGCAAAACAUCGGUGAAGGGCAGCUCCCGGCUGAUGACCCUGCAGCCGGCAGAAGGCCACUGUCGGAGGUGCGCCUGGCAGAGAUUCCAAGCAGGUGGUUUCACCUACCUGUGCUGAGUAUUAUUUCACUGAAGUCUGCACUUCUCAUUCAGAAGAGUUUCUUUUCUUCCUUCUUAUUGGUUGCAUUAUUGUCUCAGAAAUGGCAUUACAAACACAGGAUGUGUGUGUGUCUAUAGAUACAUGUGGCUAAUUUGCAUUGCAAAAUUUGAGUAAUUACUGGAGGGUACUAGGGUGGUCUCUUAAGUGUGCAUGCCUGUUUCUACAGUACGCGGGAUUUAUAAAUCUGUAAGGCAUGCACCUUGGUUUACACAAGGUUUUAUAAAUCUGACUUUUACUGCUUGCACAAACGUUUCAGUUUCUUCUGCAAAUAUAUACAAAUAUUUUCAUAGCUGAGCUCCUAGGUUCCUGAACUUAUUUGACCAGUUAAGGGAGUGUGUGGUGAAAUUUAAUGAAUACAUGAUUGGGUUACCCAUGAGGAGAGAUUUUCUUCUACAAAUUCAACAAGACAGCAAUAAGCUUUUGGAGAAAAGAAGAAUUAUUUCUUAAUCUUUUAUUAUUAUGUUAAAUUCUGAGUCAAUAUGUGGAAACCAGGGACAACUGUUAAAUCAAAUAUAUUAUCUAUUUACUCAGUAAUCUUUAUACAUUUAGUAUACAUUUAGUAUGUUUUUAUAAGCAUCAGAGUUGUUGUUAGGAGCAAGUAGAAGUGGGAGGACAUAUAGUUCGGGCAUGUGUGAUAAAAUUCCAUUCUACCCUGAUCAACAAUUAUCCCAUGUCUCACCUACACAUACUACCCAGAUAAAUGACGAGUUUCUCUCUGUCCAACAUUUCUGUACAGUAUGGUAUAUAGGAACGAAAAUGGUGUGUGCAAAAAGGCCACUCCUGCAUAACAUAGGGAGAACACGCAAACUCCACAUGGGGUCCUGCUUAACAUAGGAAGAACAUGCAAAUCCACAUGGGGUCCUGCUUAACAUAGUGAGAACAUGCAAACUGCACAUGCAAAGCAGUAGGAGCAGGAUUCCCAGACACGGUGCCUGCAUUAUACUAUGUGCAAAAUGUAUUUUAAAACUUUGAGAAUGCAAAUAUUCAGACAGCAGCCCGUUUGUGGAUUCUUCUCCCACUCAUCCAUCAUCACUUGUCCUUCUCAGACAAGCUGGGACCCUUAAAAUUUCACACACGUCCUAAUUCUGCAGUCAUGCUGAUAACUUCCGUGCUGUGCAAUGAUAAUAUUUUUUUUAAACAAAAGGUCAUAAAGUUCCAGAUGUGUGGUUAAGUGCUACAUACCACAAGAGCAUUGCACAACUAUGCAGUGCACACCCAAGUGACUCUUCACUUCAUACAAAAACCACGGCAACAAGGCCAAACACCAAAUAUUUAGCACAUUGUGUUCUGCUUUCUAUAAGCAUUUUUUCUGAAAUAUAAUAUCUAAUACACGGAUGCCCAGUUACUUUAAAAUGAAGACGUUUUCCAGAUUACUUCUUGUUUGUGAAACAAACUUCUUGUACAUUUAAUUUUAUUCUGCAGAUAUGUCUAAAGCUUAACCACGAUAAGUAAAACCAACUGGAAUUCCUCUGGUACCACUCUUAUCUUAUCGGUUCCAUGUCAUUGUCUAGAACGAAUGUUAAGUUAAACGAAGCAGAAAAUAACAUGCGACUGCCUCAGGCAGCCAUUUCGGCAGAACUCGGUUUCCCAGGUUUCCCCUGUAAUAUUGACGGAAAUGCGUUUUACUAAGAUGUCCGCGCCCGGCAAAGACACGUUUCCCACAGCAGCUGAUGCGAUGGAGGAGAUGGAACAAAGUAGUAGCGAGGAGGACGAAAUGGAAGAAGACGAAGAAGAAAACGAAGGGGGAGAAAGGAAGGAAAAAGUUUACGUGCCAGGAAGAGAGGUGUUAAAUCCAGGAGAACAGCUUGAAAUGGACCGGUCGGCUUAUCGGCUGUAUCACGAAUGUCAGACGGGCGCCCCGUGUCUUAGUUUCGAUGUGCUGAGAGAUGCGGAUGGAGAUGGCAGGGAACAAUUUCCCCUGUCAAUGCUACUCUGUGCUGGUACCCAGGCUGAUUCAGCUAAUGCUAACAGGCUCCUUGUGAUGCGCAUGCACAAUAUUUAUGGCACGGAGAAAGAGAACGAGGAGAGCAGUGAUGAAGAGAGUGAUGAAGAGGAUGAUGAGGAAAGAAAACCUCAGCUGGAGCUGGCCAUGCUGCCACACUAUGGAGGGAUCAACAGAGUGAGAGUCAUGCAAGAAGCGGAGCGAUCCUUGGCAGCGGUGUGGUCAGACAAGGGUCUGGUGGAGAUAUUUGACCUCAGUCAGCAGCUGGAGGCCGUUCAUAGCGCAGCUGCAAUGGCCACGUUCUUAAAGCACCAGCAGGGAGAGGCCACGCCUCUCUUCAGCUUUUCAGGUCACAUGACUGAGGGUUUUGCUCUUGAUUGGUCACCGAAAGUAUCAGGUCGUCUAAUUAGUGCCGAUUGCAAGAAGAACAUUCAUUUGUGGGAACCGCGGGAGGGAGGGACGUCAUGGCAAAUCGACCAGAGGCCGUUUAGCUCCCACUGCAAAUCAGUUGAAGACCUCCAGUGGUCACCCACAGAAGCCACUGUUUUUGCCUCCUGCUCAGUGGAUCAGUCCAUUCGUAUUUGGGACAUCAGAGCUCCCCCUAACUCUAUGCUCUCAGUGGAUCAGGCACACUCCUCAGACGUCAAUGUUAUCAGCUGGAAUCGGAACGAACCAUUUUUACUGUCUGGGGGAGACGACGGACUUCUUAAAGUGUGGGAUUUAAGGCAGUUUAAGUCCGGACAGCCUGUGGCAAACUUCAAGCAGCACAGUGCCCCUGUGACGUCUGUGGAGUGGAACCCACUGGAUUCCAGUGUUUUCGCUGCCGCGGGGGCUGAUGACGUGGUCAGCCAGUGGGACCUGUCCGUGGAGGCGUGCGGCGGGGGCCCCAGUGCAGAGGAUAUUGCGGGGCUGCCCCCCCAGCUGCUGUUUCUGCACCAAGGUCAAACGGAGGUCAAGGAGAUCCACUGGCACCCGCAGCUCCCUGGCGUUCUGCUGUCCACGGCUCUGUCGGGUUUCAACGUCUUCAGAACCAUCUCUGUUUAGUGGGCGGGGGCUGACUCUUUUCCUUCCCCACUAAGCCCUCUGAUGCCCCCCCCCCCCAGUUCUGCCUUUGAUCACCAUGUGCUGUCUAUCUCUGUUGAACAGUCCGCAGGCCUUAAAUUUCUACACACGACAUUCAUCUGUGCAUAAAAUAAAUACAGCACUCAGUACCUGUUCUUUUUUAUGUCAUUGUCACUUUUCAACACAUGGCUUUUUGCAUCUAAAUAGAAUAGUAAUAUUU
Messenger RNA from Paramormyrops kingsleyae, 5605 nucleotides. RefSeq names its product glutamate-rich WD repeat containing 1 (gene grwd1). NCBI's taxonomy places the organism in Eukaryota, Metazoa, Chordata, Actinopteri, Osteoglossiformes, Mormyridae. The record is from RefSeq and is a predicted model, not a curated record. Gene Ontology annotation, cellular component: nucleolus. Gene Ontology annotation, biological process: ribosome biogenesis. Gene Ontology annotation, molecular function: protein binding.